This is a messenger RNA of Glycine soja, 2200 nucleotides long. RefSeq lists its product as uncharacterized. Lineage: Eukaryota; Viridiplantae; Streptophyta; Magnoliopsida; Fabales; Fabaceae. The record is from RefSeq and is a predicted model, not a curated record. The transcript has 4 exons. The coding region runs from base 174 to 1940 and encodes 588 amino acids.
GCCACUUGUUUCGCGAAAAAAAGCUCACUCGGAAGAAGAAGAACCCAACCAAGAACACCACGUUUCUUCAUUCCUUUCUUGAUCCCUAUUAUGCACAACAACAAUUCCUUCCCCUAACCAUAAAAAAACCCUUUCUUUCUUCUUCAAUCUCCAAAGAUUCUAUCACUGUUACUAUGGCAACACUCGCUCCCGGGAUUUUGUUGAAGCUCCUCAACGGAUUGAACACCGGCGUGAAACCCACGAGCGAGCACCGUAGCUCACUCCUGCAAGUCACCGACAUCGUCCCCGCCGAUCUCGACGAAAAAAACCUAAUCCCCAAACAGGGUUUUUACAUAAAGGUUUCUGAUUCCUCUCACUCUAUCUACGCGAGUCUUCCCUCGGACCAAGACGACGUCGUUCUCAGCAACAAGAUGCAGCUCGGGCAGUUCAUCUACGUCGACCGGCUCGAACCGGGCUCUCCGGUUCCCGUCCUGAAAGGGGCCAAGCCCCUCCCCGGAAGACACCCUCUGGUCGGCACGCCAGAACCCUUAAUGGGACUCAGAGACCAAAACCAAAACCAAAACCAAAACCAAAAGCUUAAUUCUGCUCCCAGAAGAGGCUCUUGGGGAACCAGCUGUGACGGAGGCUUUAAUUUUAAGCCGGUGAAUCUGGACUUUGAGCAAUGUACCCCUGUGAAAGUGAGGAAUGGCGGGUUUCAACCGGUGUCGUCGUCGCCAUUGAUUCGAGGGAAGGUUGGUAGAGAGGGGACUACUCCGGGCUCCGGUGUGAGGUCCUCUGUUGGUGGAGGGCUUCUAGCCAAAAUCAGUGAUGCUAAAGUGGAAAGUCCUGCAUUGCUUAGAAAAAGCUGCGUGGUUGCAACUUCUAAUUCGAAAUUUACUAGGAGCAGGAGUGUUUCUGAAAGGGAACAUAGAAUCCCUGCUAGCCCCUUCAAGUCAGCUGAGAAGAAAAGUGGGACUCCGCCACCGCGGUUGAGAAAUGCCAGAGUGAUAACUCCUUCUUCUUCUUCUUCUUUUUCCUCUGGGGAUGCUCAGGGUCACAACACGGACACGAGUGUCGCUUCUCAACCCCAAUCUCAGUCUACUACUAAUUCAGCUUUUGAUAAUUGCAACAACCUUAGCCUCCCCAUGAAUUUACCAGGAAAGCUGAGCUCUCUGGGAAAGGAAGCUAUGCAGCAGAGAGAAGUGGCUCAAAAGAUUGCCCUUCAAGCUUUAAGAGAUGCUUCAGCUACUGAGACAGUAGUUCGAUCCCUCAAGAUGUUCUCGAAUUUAUGCAAAUCAGCUCGAACUGAUGCUCCCUUGGCUUGUUUUGAACGGUUUCUGGAAUUCCAUAACGAAAUUGUGCAAGCAGUUAAUGAAAUGGUGUCCAUUCAAGCUGCUACUUCAGCGUCAGAGUUGGCUCAGAAAUCAGAUAAACCAGAACUGCAGGUUUUGCAUGAAGUUAUGGACAAUUGUGAGAAUAGUGAAUCAAACAUGUCCAAAAGAAGGGGUGCUUUGUACAAGUCAAUGGCUGCUAUUCCUGAAAAGCAUGAGCAAAAAGCAAACAUGGGUAGGCUCCUGAGAACCAGUACCAACCAAAAGGAGAUUUUGCAGAAGAAAGGUUCAACUCCACUUACAAAAAUGCCUCUGGAACCGAUUGUUGAAAAUGAUGAGAAUAAGAAACCAGGGGGAUCAUGCAGCUUAAGCAACACAAUCAAACUGGGAAAGCAGAUUGAAACUGAAGCUGGAAAUUGGUUUAUGGAAUUCAUUGAGAAGGCAUUGGAAACAGGUUUGAAGAAAACAAAGGAUGCAUCAGAUGGGGAUGUCAGGAAAGUUCCUCAGUCUCUCAUACUAAAAGUCAUGAAUUGGGUGGAGGUAGAACAGUGCCAAAGUAACAAGCGGCCUAGUCAUCCUAAAGCAGCACAAAUUGCUCGAAAGUUGAGAAUAAAGAUGAAAAAUCCUUGAUGAUAUAAUUCUGUUCGAAUGGUGAAAUAUGGUUCAAGAUGUGUGUUUGGAAUAACCGUUGUUGUGCAUGAUACUUGGUAAAAAUCAAUUCUACUGUCACGUGCCACUUGAAUUUUUUUAAAGUUGAUAAUUGUUUGUAAUAUUCAUUAUUGUUUUAUUAUACAUAUAUAGAUAUUGUUUGGUUACAAUCUUGGACCAUUGCACUCAACUCAAGCAAUUCUGAAAUAAAUAGAAUGUCAACUUUAAUUUUAAAGGUUUAA